AUGCAGGGUCGGGCUGACGGGGCCGGGGCCCCCGCCGGAGCCGUCGCCCACCAGGUCUUCACGGCAGUUCGCCGUGCAGGCGGUGAGGAGGCCGAGCUGCAUCCUUUGCGGGACAUUAACAACAAAGAAAUCGAGGAGGUCAAGCAGCUGAAGCAUCCGCCUCGUGAGGUGGCAAGGGUCAUGGAGGUCGUCCACUUGCUGCUGUCUUUGACGCUUCCAUCUUCGAUUGACUGGGGCGAUGUUCUUCGCACCGUUGUGCGUGUGGACUUCCUGAAGCGCGCCCGCAACAUUGACAUGGACGCCAUCUUGGAGCAGCCUCGACUGAUUGACUACAUCUGCCGAAGAUACUUCGCGGGAAGCGAGCCGCUGACGCCUGAUCGAGUUCGGUGGGCAAGCAAGGCUGUUGUGGCUUUCUUCGGGUGGACCGUUGCCAUCAUUGCCGGCUGUCUGCCAGCUUUCCCGGCGAAGGUCGGUGGCGAGGAGUCGAGGCGGCGCAUCAUCUUGCUUGACCAGGAACUUCGCGAAGAGCGGCGUCAGAAGCGAGACGCCGAGGAAGAGCAACGCAAGGCCACGGAGCAACACCGAGCGGAGAAGCAGCGCAGGGAAGAAGAAAGGCAGCGCGAAAAGCAACGUGAAGAACAAGCACGACAGAAGCUUGCAGCGAUCGAAGCUGCAGCCGCCGACAAGAAAAGGGCAGAGGUCUUCAAGCAGCGUCGAGCAGCUGCAAAGCAGAGGAAGCUGGAAGCGAAGAUCAGGCACAAGAAAAGACUUGCGCUUGGAUUACACAGCGACGAAUCCGGCUCAGAAGUGGAGCGGUGUCGUGGUGUUUGGAACAGCAACAACCCGGACAUCAGGUUCUUGCGCAUUGCAGGUGCUGAAAUCACAUUCCUUUCCGACGAGUUCGCCGACCACUGUACAGCGGUGUCUUGUCAACCCAUGCACUACGGCCAGCACUUCUACGAGUUUAUCGUGCACCACUUCAGUGAUCAGCUGCGAUGCGGUGUCACUACGGAUGCCGUGCAGGCUGGUGCACUCGUUGCAGGACACAACUUGCGCGGAUGGUGCUACAACACCGGACGACGAAGUCUAAAGGCAAAGACGAUGCCUGCAGGGCUACAAGUCAAUGGCAAGGUUGUACAAGAGUUCAGCAGCGUGGACGAUGGUGACAUCAUCGGCGUUCUCGUGGAUGCGGACAGAUGGUCGAUUGCAUUUUUGAAGAACAGGGUGCUGGAGGGAAGCUGUGCGAUGAGUUCCCAUGCACGGGAGCCGCUGUAUCUGCUCCUACAUAUGGAUGCGGCAGGUGACCACGUGGAAUUGCGUCACGUGCCCCUCCAGGAAGCUCCAGCAGAGGCUCUUGCAGCGCUGGAGUCCUUCUCCCCUCCCUCCUGGCAAAUCGUGGUUAGCGACUGCUCCGAUUGCUCCAGCGUGAGCGAGGGCGAGGGCAUUCCAGGCUCGCACCCGACAGUCUCUUCAGUCUCGUCCUCUACCGGCGACCUUCGUGUUGCCUCGAAGUCGCUCCUUGGGGCGGCUGGGGCGAUUCUCGCCCACAAGCCAUCGGUCACCAGCAACCCUCCGGCACCUGCAGAGCCCUUCCCUCCGGCUCCGACAACGAUGCCACGAGAUCCCAACAACGACCAAAGUGUUGUGGUCGGUCUCAAAGCUCGCCUGAGGGAGCUGAAAGACUGCUUGGACGAAGGCCUUCUAACCAUGGACGAGUUCCAGGAGGAGAAGGGCAUCAUUUUGCGGGCGAUGCGACCUUCAUUGAACGCCUCCGGCACGGGGUCCCUGCGACGUGAAGAGCAACGGCCGUCGUCAAGCCACAUGCAGCCCAGCGCAGUCGCCAGCGUCCACAGCGUAGACGAAUACCCCAAGAUCGCUACAAGGCUGGCGAUGUCGCAGAUGCCAAAUGCGCUGCAAACCAAGCAAGGCAGACGAGAUGAAGCAGGCUCCAACGCGGUGUGCGUCGGAGACGCACCAGACGGCGUGUUCUUCGUGAAGGUCGCCCCAACCGGUGACGAAACACAGGACCCAGGUCUCGCGUGCAUCAACUUGGCAGACCUUCUUGAGGCUCCACGGCAGCUACCACUCGACUGUUUGUUGGGUCUUGGAAACAAGGAAGAAUGCGAGUUGUAUUCAUCUGCGCCCGAGCCGUACGUUGGCAAGAGUGUGCAGACGGAGUUGUAUGGCCGCCUGCCCUGGCUUCUGGGGCUGCUUGUCUUUCUGUCGGUCUCGUCAGCCAUCUUGGAAUUCUUCGAUGUUCUCUUGCAGAAGCACCUCAUCAUCGCGUUUUACUUGACGGCCCUUGUUGGCUGCGGCGGCAACGCUGGUUCACAGGCUGCCUCGCUGGUUCUGCAGGCUCUCGCAACCGGUGAGUUGGCACAGAGCCCGGACAUCGUGUGCCAACAUUUGCUGAUUUCUGGCGUGUCCUCAGGAGCUCCUGGUGGCAUUGGGAAUUGCCGCCACUCUUUCGCUAGGCUCGCGGGGCGAAAGAUGCACAUCACCUUUCCCUUCAAUUUCCCUGCGUUGUGUCUGAAGCACUUUGCAGACUGGGAGAGAGAUGUGUUCGGAGGAUCGGCUGUCGAUGCGCUCGCAAUCGCCCUUGCCAUGGCCGUUACGGAUGUCGAAGGGUCGGAGGCAGUGCCGUCGCAGGCAGAUCCGGCGAAGGUCAGUGGACCUCUGCUCUCCACGGUCAUCGACAUCGCGGGGGUGUUGGUAGCCUGCCUUUCGGCACAGCUACUGGAGGCAGUGGGUGCUUGGGACACCAUGGAGCAAAGUGCAGGCCAGCAAGCUUUGCCGGCUGCCGAUGAGCCUCCGAGCCCUCCCAGCCCUGCCGCGACCCCUGCGAGCCGAAGUGCGGUGUCCAAGCUCCAGAGCAUGCGCAGUGCCCGGAGUGCCCGGAGUGGGCACAGUGGGCACAGCCGGGGUAGUGGCGACAGUGCCAUUCGCGGAGUCGUCGCAUCAGAUGCCUCUGACGAGAUCGAUUCGCAGGCGCGGGUGCAAAUUGUCAUUUCGCAGAUCGAUGACUUCGACGACAUCGCCAGGGAACCCUCCCUUCAUGCCCCUGCAGCAAGACAGGCCUCCAUUCCUGUGCGGCCAGCCUCUGUGAGGACAGACACGGAUCCUUCCGCUCCACCGGACUUCGAAUCGGAAAUAGACAAGGCCAUUUCUAUCGGGUCCCCAACGAAGGCUUCUAAUUCUAAGGUCAAGAAGUGCUCUGGCUUACUGUGGGCUCCGUGUUGGCAAGACCGUCGUUGGCGCAAGUGCUGCCUGGUCACUAGUGUCUUGGCCUGGGUGGUGGUCAUUGCUGUGGGUAUUUCGCUCGCACUCCUCUGGCCGCGUGAUCCGACAUGGCGGCUGACCAGCCUUCAGAUGGACGUGGAUGCGUUGAUGAGCUUGGUCACGGCGGCCUCUGGCGGUCCCUCGGUCAUCGACACCGCCAUUGUGCCAGAUCAAGUCUUCCGUGCAGAGGUGGAAGUGAACAAUCCGAAUCUAAAAUUGGGGCUGAGAGCAAGUCGGGCUCAAUUCACUUGGUCUUUGAAGGCCGUAGAAUGGGUGCAGGGAUCACCGGGCCGUUGA
Messenger RNA from Symbiodinium necroappetens, 3576 nucleotides. Lineage: Eukaryota; Dinophyceae; Suessiales; Symbiodiniaceae. The record is from the annotation of a GenBank genome assembly.